This is a messenger RNA of Salvia splendens (bonfire salvia), 969 nucleotides long. RefSeq lists its product as uncharacterized. The record is from RefSeq and is a predicted model, not a curated record. The transcript has 5 exons. Bases 72 to 395 code for a protein of 107 amino acids. NCBI's taxonomy places the organism in Eukaryota, Viridiplantae, Streptophyta, Magnoliopsida, Lamiales, Lamiaceae.
CUCUAUCAGUCAAAAUUUCACAUAAUCAGCAACAGAAUUUCAACUUCUCUCUUCUUUUUCUAUUUCAGUUGAUGGUGAAUAGGAUGGUACCUACUGGGUGGGUGUUUGGGAAGCUUGAAUUAGUUGAGUGUUAUUUUGAAGAAUGGUAUUACUUGGAUUGUAAGACUUGUGUGAAGAAGGUUAUAACCUUGGAUGACAAUAUGUUUCGUUGUGACUUCUCUAUCAAGAAUUAUUCAUAUUCUGUAAAGAGGUUCAGAUUUGUUGGCAACAUUGUUGAUUAUACAAGCAAUGCUUCGCUUUUGUUGUGGGAUAGAGAAGUUGUUCAGCUUACGGGGAAAAAGGUUACUGAUGUGGUUGGAAGUACUACUGAGAUCUCCAAUGGAUUACAUUCCUAGGGAAGUUGAAGAGCAACUUGUGGGUCAAAAUGUGUUGUUCAAAGUUCAACUCAGAAAUAGCAAGGAGUAUUAUCGUAAUUAUCCAUAUAAUGUUAUCAAAGUGUGUAAUAUCCCUAAAAUUGUUGAGAAACAGAACAUUGGAUCACAAAUUCUGUAGUUCUGAUGUGAAGUUGUCUGAUAUACUCUUUGGAUCCAAUAUUGCAGAGGUAACUGAUAAAGGUUUUGUUUCACCUGAUCUAUUUGUUGUAACUAAAGAGAAUGUUAAUGAAUGGAUUGCUGAAGGCAAUGUGAAGCGAUGCUUAGAUUUAGAAUUUGAUAAUUGUGAUGAUAUUCGUGUUGGUCAGAUCAAGAAGAAGAAGAAAGAGAAUGUGAUUGAAGAUGAUGAUGAGGAUCUUAUUAGCAACAGUCAAGAGAUAGCUCUUGGUGAUUAGAUUGUGGACAUUGCUUGGAGUUUUUCAGUUUUCCAAUCUCUUUUUUUGUUUUUUGAACUGAUCAGAAUAUUUAUCUUAGUUUGGCAUGGGAUGUGGUUGAUGGAUUAUGUAACUUAGUUAAUUGUUAUGGAGUUGUUGUUUUG